Messenger RNA from Thrips palmi, 1308 nucleotides. RefSeq names its product synaptogenesis protein syg-2-like. NCBI's taxonomy places the organism in Eukaryota, Metazoa, Arthropoda, Insecta, Thysanoptera, Thripidae. The record is from RefSeq and is a predicted model, not a curated record. The transcript is spliced from 8 exons. The coding region runs from base 55 to 1308 and encodes 417 amino acids.
GCGUCCUUGCCCUGCGCCAGCACGCCCCUCGGCGGCCGCCGCGAAGCCCCGCUCAUGCUGUUGUGGUACAGCGAGAGCGCGCCCGACGACGGAGUGCCCAUCUACCGGGUGGACGCGCGUGGCCGGCCUCUCUCCCACGCGAGGCUCUGGUCGUCGCCGACGUGGUUCGGGCCGCGUGCGUCCUUCGUGGUGGACCAGGACACGGUGCACCUCGUGGUGAGCGGCCUGCGCGAGGAGGACCACGGCGUGUACCGCUGCCGGGUGGACUUCAAGGACUCGCCGACCAGGAACUCCAGGAUCGGCCUCACCGUCACGGUUCCACCGUCGCAGCUGCUUGUCACGAGACUGCCCCACCCGCAGGGCGGCCCCAGCGUGCCGCUCGAGUCCCUGCCGCCGCUCAAAGAGGGCGACGAGCUGAGCCUGGCCUGCGAGGCGAUCGGAGGUCGGCCGCGUCCCAGCGUGGUGUGGCUGCUCGGGGACGUGGUGGUGGCCGACAGCUGGGAGGUGGGCCCUCGGCCCGACUCGGUGGUGAGCCGCCUGCUGAUCCCCGCGCUGGGCCGCCUCCACGGCCUCCACGGCCUCCGCGGCAGGCUCGUGUGCAGAGCCUCCAACAACCCCAGCGCGCCGCCUGUGGACAAGGAGCUGUUCCUCGACGUACACCUGCGCCCCCAGUCGGCUCGCAUCGUGGGCGGCGGCCGCAGCCUGCUGGCCGGUCAGAGCUACGACUUCCAGUGCCGGAGCCUGGGGUCGCGGCCCCCGGCCGACAUCACGUGGCGCUGGAAGGGAUCGAACGAGGCGCUGCAGGGCCCCGUCAAGAGGCUCGCCGGCUCCGCCACCGAGUCCAUCAGCGUGCUCACACUCACGCCGCGGCCCGAGCACGACGGCCGCGUCAUCGAGUGCGUGGCCGACAACCCCGUCUUCACGGACAGCGAGGUGCGCGACGAGUGGCGGCUGUCGGUGCACUACGCGCCGCGGGUGACGGCCACCCUGGGCGCCAAGCUCAACGCCAGCAACAUCAAGGCGGGCGACGACGUGUACCUGGAGUGCGCCGUGGACGCCCGGCCCGCCGCCAGCGCCGUCACGUGGGCCCACAAUGGCGAGGCGGUGCAGUCCAGCUUGUCGGCGGGCGUGGUGGUGACGGAGCGCACCCUGGUGCUGCGGCGCGUGUCCAAGCUGGCCGCCGGGGACUACGCGUGCCACGCCAGCAACGCCGUGGGGCGCGCCCACUCGCCGGCCCUCACCCUCGUCGUCAUGUGUACGUACAACGCCAUUUACGGUGUGGUGAAUCUUUUGCGUUUUCGCUUUUAG